AUGCUCAACUUGACCAAAAUUCUUGGGCGGCGUCUUUCAAGCCGAGCUGUGUCUACAACAGCGCCCAAAUAUAGUUCUUCGAUCGCCUCCUGCGAUGCGAUGCUUUCACGUCACCCUGUAAAUGCAGCUGUGCGGUACAUGACAUUAACGCCUCCAGCAUCAGCUACCUCAAGGAGGGUAAUAAUACCCAGCCUUGUGACAACACAUCAUCCCCAUGUCCGGGGAAUGAAAACUCUCGAUUUCGGUGGAACGAUGGAGAGUGUAUAUGAACGCGGAGAUUGGCCAGUUGCGAAGCUUCAGAGAUACUUUGAGCAUGAUACCUUAGCCGUCAUUGGAUAUGGGUCUCAAGGACACGGUCAGGCUCUCAACGCUCGUGAUCAUGGUCUGAAUGUGGUUGUCGGAGUUCGAGAAGACGGAGUGAGCUGGAAACAGGCUCAGGAUGAGGGUUGGGUCCCUGGAGAGACGUUGUUCUCAAUAGAAGAAGCUAUCAGUCGAGGUACAAUCAUCAUGCUUCUGUUAUCUGACGCUGCCCAGUCGCAGCUCUGGCCCCAAAUUUCACCUCUGAUCACAAAGGGAAAAACUCUCUAUUUCUCACAUGGUUUCUCAAUUACCUACAGCGAGGAUACUGGCGUUGUGCCACCAAAAGAUAUCGAUGUCAUAUUGGUUGCCCCUAAGGGCACUGGGAAAUCAGUACGAUUAUUAUUCAAAGAAGGGAGAGGAGUCAACUCCAGUAUAGCUGUAUAUCAAGAUGUAACUGGAAACGCAAAAGAAAAGGCCAUUGCUUUAGGCGUAGCAAUCGGUUCUGGAUACCUUUAUGAAACAACCUUUCAAAAAGAAGUAUAUUCUGACCUUUUCGGCGAGCGAGGGAUUCUGAUGGGUGCCUUAAUGGGUAUUUUCUUGGCCCAAUACAAGGUCCUCCGCGCAAAUGGACACACCCCUUCCGAGGCAUUCAAUGAAACUGUCGAAGAAGCUACGCAGACUCUUUACCCCUUGAUUGGCGAGUAUGGAAUGGAAUACAUGGCCAAUGCAUGUUCGACUACAGCACGACGUGGUGCCCUGGAUUGGGCGCCUAUUUUUGAAAAAACAACAAUGCCAGUUUUCGAAAGGCUUUACGAAAGUGUCAGGAACGGAACAGAAACCCGUAAUGCCCUCAAAUUCAACGGCAGGUCAACAUACCGUGAGGAUCUUGCCAAAGAGCUGCGGGAGGUUGAUGAGCAAGAGAUUUGGCGUGUUGGAAAAGUUGUCAGGUCUCUACGUCCAGAGAGCCGGAGAUAA
Molecule: messenger RNA, 1275 nt
Organism: Psilocybe cubensis
Lineage: Eukaryota; Fungi; Basidiomycota; Agaricomycetes; Agaricales; Agrocybaceae
Exons: 6
Coding region: 1-1275 (424 amino acids)
Biological process (GO): L-valine biosynthetic process
Cellular component (GO): mitochondrion
Molecular function (GO): ketol-acid reductoisomerase activity
Source: RefSeq, a predicted model, not a curated record